Messenger RNA from Dicentrarchus labrax (European seabass), 5064 nucleotides. It is a transcript of the gene mcm9, whose product is annotated as minichromosome maintenance 9 homologous recombination repair factor. The record is from RefSeq and is a predicted model, not a curated record. Lineage: Eukaryota; Metazoa; Chordata; Actinopteri; Moronidae. Gene Ontology annotation, biological process: double-strand break repair via homologous recombination. Gene Ontology annotation, cellular component: nucleus; MCM complex. The transcript is spliced from 16 exons. Gene Ontology annotation, molecular function: ATP hydrolysis activity; single-stranded DNA helicase activity; ATP binding. Bases 638 to 4546 code for a protein of 1302 amino acids.
GAACGAUAUGUCUGUUUAUAUUAGAACAAUGUUUGAGUUAGGUAGGUACGGUGAUGUUACGGCAAAGAGUCUGUAUGGCUAAAGACACUUAAUACCUCCAUCCCGUAACUAGCUAAUUUAUCACCGGAUGUCCUAAUUGCCAUACCUGAAACUGGGGCUGUGUGGCACAAAGUGAAUGCAAGUCAUAAGUUAUAAACUGGGACGUAUCUAGAUGGAACAUCAUCAACAUGAAUGGAGGCUUCACCAAUCUGAAACUGAAAGACGUCUUUUGGUAACAGUAAUAUGGUAGCAAAAGUAAACAUUAACGUUACAUUCUUUACUCAAGCGGAAAUACAGAUUCUUGUGUUAAAAUAGUAUCGACUAAACUUCUUUACUAGUAUAGUGGUAAGUUAGUGUAGUACAGGCUCUGAAAUGUACUCAAAGUAUAAAAGUAAAACGUACGUUACUCUCUUGGUUUCCCUGACAUUUCGAUAGGCUGUUGCUUGCAAAGCAAUUACAGUAACGUUAGUCUCCAUCUCGUCUGUUACGUCUUGAUACGUCCUUACUUCUUUUACGUCGGUGCAUGUCAUACCAACACCAGAAGCGGCGUAGGGGAGACUGGGAACUGUAGGCGAAUCCAUGCAGAACAAGAUAUCACAUGUUCCUGAAUGCACACAAACUUAAGGGUCCAGAUCACUUCACUAUGUUGAUAAGCCCAGAACAGGAGGCGCUAAUUGGCCGGGUGUUUGAAACCUAUCUGACAGAGCAUCAUCAUGAGCACAUUCUUCAGCUUGUUGCAGAUACUGAUGAAGAGACCCAUCACCCUGUUGUUAUUAAUGCCAUGACAUUAUUUGAAGCGAAUAUGGAGGUUGGGGACUACUUCAAUGCCUAUCCCAAUGAUGUCCUGGCUAUAUUUGAUAAAGUGUUACAAAGAACAGCCGUGGAGUUAUCAGAGAAUGCCUCUCCCAAGCGCCGUGGAGGACAAAGAACAAAAGUGCACAGAAUGAGACGCACUCCUCAUGCCCGCAUAACAGGUCUGCCAGUGUGUCCAGAGCUGACCAGAGAGACCAUUCCCAGGUCCAGAGAUGUAGGGCACUUUUUGUCUGUCACUGGUACUGUCAUACGCACCAGUGUUACCAAGGUUCUGGAAUACGAGCGGGAGUACAUGUGCGCAAAGUGUCAUCAUGUUUUCACAGUGCUGGCUGAUUUUGACCAGUUCUAUACCUUCGUCCAACCGGUAGCCUGUCCUAAUCCUGAUGGCUGUAACUCGUACAAAUUCAGCUGUCUGUCUGUAGGCUCUGAGCCUGCUUCCUGCAAGGAUUACCAGGAAAUCAAGAUACAAGAGCAAGUACAGAGGCUGUCACUGGGCAGUAUUCCUCGUUCUAUGGUGGUGGUUCUGGAGGAUGACCUGGUUGACAGUUGUAAAUCAGGAGAUGAUGUGACUGUCUAUGGGGUGAUGUGCCAGCGCUGGAAGCCCUUUUAUGAUGGCGCUCGCUGUGAUGUUGAAAUGGUCCUCAAAGCUAACAACAUAGAAGUGAAUAACCAGCAGGUUUCUGCUGCUCUGGUCAUGAAGGACGUUCAGAAAGAAAUUGAAGAGUUCUGGAAUAGCUGCAAACAUGAUCCCAUAGCUGGUCGGAACCAGAUCUUGUUGAGCCUGUGCCCACAGGUAUUUGGAAUGUAUUUGAUUAAACUGGCGGUAGCCAUGGUGUUGGCUGGCGGUGUGCAGAGAACGGAUUCUUCUGGGACUAAGAUCAGAGGCGAGUGCCAUAUGUUGCUGGUUGGUGACCCUGGUACAGGAAAGUCUCAGUUUCUGAAGUAUGCAGCUAAGAUCAUGCCUCGCUCUGUACUCACAGCCGGAAUCGGAUCAACAAGUGCAGGACUGACAGUAGCAGCUGUGAAAGACGGAGGUGAUUGGCAUCUGGAGGCAGGAGCCCUGGUCCUGUCAGAUGGUGGUUUGUGCUGCAUUGAUGAAUUCAACAGCAUCAAGGAACAUGACCGUAUCAGCAUCCAUGAAGCUAUGGAGCAACAAUCUAUAAGUGUUGCCAAAGCUGGUAUGGUGUGUAAGCUGAACACUCGGACCACCAUCUUGGCAGCCACUAAUCCUAAAGGACAGUAUGAUCCCAACGAGCCAUUGUCUGUGAAUGUAGCUCUGGCUAGCCCUUUGCUGAGUCGUUUUGACCUUGUUCUAGUUCUACUGGACACCAGAAAUGCAGAGUGGGACCGUAUCGUCUCCUCUUUUAUUCUGGAGGACAGAGGACUGUCUGCUGAGUCUUCCAGCCUGUGGUCCAUGGAGAAAAUGAAGGCUUAUUUUAGUACGAUUAAACACUUGGAACCGCAGGUGUCCGAGGAGGCAAACAGCAUCUUGACACGUUACUACCAGCUGCAGAGACAGAGUGAUGGCCGCAAUGCUGCCCGCACCACCAUUCGCAUGUUGGAGAGUCUAAUCAGACUGGCUGAAGCCCAUGCCAGGCUCAUGUACAGAGAGACCGUGACCAUAGAGGAUGCUGUUAUGGCUGUCUGUGUCAUGGAGUGCUCCAUGCAGGGUGGCGCUCUGCUGGGAAAUGUAAAUACAUUACUCACCUCAUUCCCUGCUGACCCCAGUAAGCAGUACCAAACCCAGUGUCGGAUACUGCUGGAAGGACUGAACCUGCCACUGUUACUUCAGAAAGAGAUGGACAGACUGGCCAGGUUAAAGAGCAACACCUCAGAGUCCUCCCCACCAACUCAUAAUUACCAGCAUCAACUCAGCGACACAAAUUCCAUGGACGAAACACAUCACCAUGACAUCACCAGUAACUACAAGGAUGAUGGCUUGGACUGGUUUAUCUCCAUCACUCCAUCACUGUUGCCAGAUGGUAUGGUCUCACCCAUAAUUACUUCUACUCAAGAAAACCAAAAUAGAAAACCAAACUCCAGUUGGUCAGAAAUGUCUACAGUAACCAAACAGCCAAACGGUCAAACUGAGAAGGACAUUUCAAGUAACAUUGGCUCAACCUUAAAUCAUGAUGUAGUUUCAAAUCAGUUUGGAACAAUUACCUCUGCUUUAGAAGAAGAAAACCAAAAAAGCGAAAAUGAAAACAAAGAAAAAACCUCUGUAACCCAAGAGGGGAUAAAGCAACCUGAGAGACAGAAAGAUACAAAACAUCCAGAGUCAUUGGGGUGUGUGUUUCAGAAAGUCUCUAAGAAUCUGAGAGGAAGAAGACUCUGGGAGCUGGAGCUGAAUAAUCAGCAGUGUGACAAAAAGGGAGAAGGAGAACAUAGAGAAACGGUGGAGUUUGUUUGUAAAAAUGUUACAAAAUCCCACACUAGCAGCACACUGUCAUCAGGUAAGCACCACCCCCCCAAUAUCCUAGUUCAGGAUAACCUUUCUUCUGGCAAAGAAAGUACAUUUGCUAAGGAAGACAAUAAGGAUCGGACUGGUAUUAAGAACAUUAGUGCUGUGCUAAGCGAAAAGAUGGAAGCUGAAGCGGGAACAUGUAAAGAAUUGCAUGAAAAGUUUUCAGGCUUUAAAUUCAAACCAAGGAAGAUGAGACCUUUAGUCCUCAGCCACACUGCCAACUCAGAUUUCAGCGCAGUGUUCCAACCUGGAUGUAACCCAGGGAGCAGAUAUUUUCAUGCUCACACAGAAGGCAGAAUCAGUAAACAGAAGCCAGAAACAGUUACAGACACAGAGAAGAAUAGGAGACAGAAUAACCAGGACCAGAACAUAAUUACUUCUGAAGGUGUAAGCAUGAGAAACCAGGUGAGCUGUGUCUGUGAGGUUGGAGACAGUAGGUCUGAAGCCAGUAUUUGUUCUACAUCAAAAGAGCUGGGUAAGAAUGUUUUAUCCUUUGGAAAGCGCAAAUGGGGACAUGGGGAAACUGUAGGUAGAAUAAAGGGGAUGGAUGAUACCGAAAAUCUCUGUCUACAACAUAGAGUCAACACCGGUUAUGAGAGUAAAGUAGUUAGCUCUACUUGCACCCCACCUUUAAAACCAAGCACUUGGGUUUAUGGUUCAGCACCAUCCAAAUCAGGCCACACCAAGUCCACUGUAGCCUCCUCAACCCUGGCUAAACUCUCAGUAUUCACAUUCACCUGCACAGCUGAACCCACGACCACAACUCAGAUGAGAGUGGAAAAAAAUCCUCCUACUGGAGUGGAAGAAAGUCCCCUUAAAAGAGAUAGUGCUGAAUGCUUGAGAGGGAAUUCUAAAGACAAAAAAACUCUAAAUUCCCCCGAAUACAGUCCCUUGGGAAAGAAGAUCAUGGGCAAAGUAAGGGACACAUUAACACCCCCAACCACUGAGCUCACACAAGGACAAAAACACGAACAAGGGACAGAGUUACCAACUAAAACAAGGUGCAAAGAAAAUCAGAAAGAACCUACUUAUGCUGAUGAUGGUCCUGACUACCAAAGUACUGUAAAUCUGAAGAAGAGAAAGAGUUUUGAAAUAGGCACUCCACCUAGUAGUGUUGGUGGCUCAAAGGGUCUGUUCUCAGGGCUGUCUCUGUUUGGCUCUGUUGAGUUAAGUAAUGAUGUCCUUGAAACUGACUGGGACCAAGAGGUUUCAAAGAAAGCCAAAAUAUGAAGAAUUAUGAAGAACUGUCACUUUGUGUGUGGGGGUGAAAAACCACAAUAAUGUACGUCAUAUCACAUUUUUCCAUGGGGUACAUCAAUUUAAUGUUUGAUUUAGUUACCUUCCGUAGCUUGAGAAUAAAAAACUAAAUUGGUUCAGGUGGUUUUUUUUUUGGUUUUUUUUGCUUCCUCAUUUGCCAGUCAGAGCAAUGGAAUUAUGAAUUAAUAAUAAAAGCUGACAGAUGUUUUUUAACCACAGCACUUUUAGGCCUAUACUCCAUUAGUGUCAAUACAGCCAAUACAACAUUUUCCUUGGCACCUACAUCCACUCCCAUGAUAUUAUUAUACAGUACACUUACUUUGUAUCCUUACAUUAAUGACCAACUGUGUGGAAAAUGUGAAUGCGGCCAGUGUCUUUGGAUUUAUUUCUUACCACCCACAAGCCACUGAGUUUCAUUAGUUUCACAUCCGCUUUGAAAAUCAAUAAAGCCAACAAAAUAUUACUGUGAUAUAUUUUGUUGCCUUCAAUUA